Molecule: messenger RNA, 1169 nt
Organism: Carassius auratus (goldfish)
Lineage: Eukaryota; Metazoa; Chordata; Actinopteri; Cypriniformes; Cyprinidae
Product: gap junction Cx32.2 protein-like
Exons: 2
Coding region: 203-940 (245 amino acids)
Biological process (GO): cell-cell signaling
Cellular component (GO): connexin complex
Molecular function (GO): gap junction channel activity
Source: RefSeq, a predicted model, not a curated record
GUGAGUACGUGCUUGUUGACCUGAAGUGAAAUGCAGAUGUUUUAUUUUGUGGGUGGACUCUAAAUGAAAGCUACACUUAUAAAAAUUACAAACCUUGUUGAAGAUCAGAACAUGAAAGACUGAAAGCUCUGAUAUCAUCUUUUCACCUGCACACAAUUAAAGAACAAGGUUCACUGGACCUGUCAUCAUAUAAAAGGCCAGAAUGGGCGACUGGGGAUUCCUCUCCAAGCUUUUAGACAAAGUGCAGUCUCACUCAACCAAUAUUGGGAAAGUGUGGCUGACGGUUCUGCUGAUCUUCAGAAUAAUGGUUCUUGGCGCUGGCCUGGAUAAAGUCUGGGGAGAUGAACAGUCAAGUAUGGUCUGCAACAUCAACACUCCUGGCUGCUUGAACGCGUGCUACGACCACAUCUUCCCCAUUUCCCACAUGCGAUUCUGGGUGCUCCAGAUCAUCUUUGUGGCCACGCCAAAUCUGGUCUACCUCGGCUACGUUCUGCACGUCAUCCACAAAGAAAACAAACUGAGGCUGCAUUUACAAAACCAGGAAGAGAAAAGUGGUGUAAAACUGCUCAAAUACACUGAUGACAACGGGAAGAUUUAUUACAAAGGGAGCCUGCUUGGUUGCUAUAUGCUGAGUAUCACUGUGACCAUUUUGUUUGAAGCCGGGUUCAUUGUAGCCCAGUAUUAUUUAAUCGGUCUUUGGAUGCCCACACAGCUAGAAUGUAAGGUAGAUCCUUGUCCUGCAGUCGGUCUGCAUUGUUUUACAUCCCGUCCAACUGAAAAGACCGUAUUCAUUGUCUUCAUGCUCAUUGUGGCAUGUGUGUCUUUAGCUUUAAAUCUAGGAGAGAUAUUCUAUCUGAUGGGUCGAAGAGGGGAACACAAGAAGAGGACACGUUUAAUGGAUGAAAUGCAGAAAUUAACCCCCACUAAGACAUUUUGCUGAAAGAAACUGUCUGAAAUGACAUCAUUUCCCUUAAAGCUUACUGCAUCUACUAACUUUGUAAUGUCAGCACUUUUUACUUCUUUAAUAAACCAUAAUUGUAUUGGUUUAAGGAAACAAAUGAUGCGUUUUCUGUAAUACAAUUUUAACUAUAGUGACAUCUACUGUAAAAAUGAUGCAUUUGGUUUAUAACUGUAAUACCAGGGGUUUGUAUUUAAGUAGCACUGUGGUC